Molecule: messenger RNA, 1658 nt
Organism: Tuber aestivum (summer truffle)
Lineage: Eukaryota; Fungi; Ascomycota; Pezizomycetes; Pezizales; Tuberaceae
Source: the annotation of a GenBank genome assembly
GGUUUUCCCCAACCUACCGAGCAACCCUAACUGCCAACCAAUCCGGGCAGGAGUGCAGCGCUCUCCUUUUCCAUGAGCAGCGAGGACUGUAGGAGUGAACGGUGGGCGAGGGAGCAUAAGCGAAGAUCAUCUCAAUGCUAUCAUAGCAUACAAACCCGCCAUGUGUAUGCUCCGGUUUGCUUGGUAGGGGAAUGGUCCAUACGUUGAGGUACAGCACACACUUGCAGGAGAGAGAGUCGACCUAUACCACUUUUUUUCCCUCUCACCCACCGCACAUGGGUAUGUGUGACGAAUAACUGAAUCGUGCUCUUCCGCUCUUCUGCUCUGCUCUUCUCUUCCCCGUAGAGCACGCAUGUGCAGAAAGGGACACAGAGAGGCCAAUGCAUCACCGAUACCCACUUUAAAAUUACUUCCUCAAUCCCAAGCCGCACUCUUUCAAAACGAUUAUAUACUCACCCAUCCGUCCCUCCGUCAUCUCCUCCUCCUCCCCCCCCCCCACACCCACACACACCACGCACUGCAAUUCAUUAUCCAUUUUCACCGUUUUCACGAAAAACGAUUACUCUGCGCCAUGCAUUCAUGUUCCGCUCCUCGAGCGACAAAAACCCCACGGCGCCGCCGCCGUCUUCCACCCCGCUACUCUACCUCACCGCUCACAUCGUCCGCGACAUCGUCCUCGUCGACAUCGACCGCCGCAUCUUCCCUCAAGUCGUUAAAGUCCUUCUUCAGCAGUAGCUCUUCGGGCAGCAGUGGCUCGCAGCGCAAGCAUUUGCUGCACAAAAUAUCCUCACCCUUCGAACUCGCGGCCGGAAACAUCAGAAAAGGGAGGGGAAGAACCAUGAGUAGAAGGGUGGGAAUCGGUAUCGUCGGAGCAGGUGUUGGGGAUGGAUUAUUAGGAAGGCAUAAGAAGCCUAGCACGUUGGAUUUCAGAUGCAUCGGGGAAGAAUUGGUUAGAGUUUCAACCAUCAGGCUGAACAUGUUUGCCCAUAUUGGGGGUUUCGAAGGUUUGUCUCAUAUCCGUCGUAUGUGUUGGUUGUUGAAUCCUGACUAAUUCUUUUUAUCUCUAGAUGCUCCCAAGAUUCCAUGGGAAAUCCCACAAAUAAAUGAUUGGGAUAGUAACUGGUUUGCACACAUUUGUUAGCCAGGCAAUGCGCCCCCCCAACUCCUAUCAUCACCAUCAUCACCACCAUAAUCACCACCAUCAUCACCAUCACUAGCAUUGUUAAAGAAAUGAAAAAAAAAGAUGAAAAAAAGCACCCACAUGCCCCCCUCCAGCACAACGGACAACACGAGUUUCCUAUCCUAUCACACCCGGCAUUAAUCACUUAGCUCCCCUUUUUCUUUCUACCGUACCUUACUCUAGUCUUCCUUGCUUCACUUUACUUUACUUCACUUCACCAGGUUUACUUUUUAUACUCUUACCCUACUUUUUCAAUUUCCUUCACACUACCGAUACUGUACCCAGAACAGCAAACUGGGGGCGAAAAAGAAAAAGAAAAAAAGACGAGAAACGAAUGAUGAACGAACGACGGAAACGAGAACGAGUCCCUUUUGUCAAGCUCUGUACGAUAAUAAUGUAUUCUAGUCAAAUGUUUUUCUUGUUCCUUGUCCUGUACUGUAUAAUAAUAAGAUUGUGUGCCGGCGGUGCACAUUACCUC